This is a messenger RNA of Oreochromis niloticus (Nile tilapia), 1838 nucleotides long. RefSeq lists its product as uncharacterized. The coding region runs from base 758 to 1504 and encodes 248 amino acids. Lineage: Eukaryota; Metazoa; Chordata; Actinopteri; Cichliformes; Cichlidae. The record is from RefSeq and is a predicted model, not a curated record. The transcript is spliced from 2 exons.
GAUUGGGACUCAGAUUAAAACCCCAAAUCUGUUUACACCCAGAGAAAGUGGAAGCAUAAGAAAGGAGAGAACUUGACAUGACCUUAAGUAACAACAAAUCAAAAGCUGAACUCUCACACUGAAGAGUGUAACCAUUUUAUUAAGAAAGUAAUAAAAAUAUGACCAUGCAAUAAUUUCAGAAACAGCAAUGGUGUAUGUCCAAUGAGUGAAAAAGGGAAAAGUGUGUUUUAUGCUAUAUUCUCAGUGUUGUCAUUGUAAUAUAACAAUAUGGUUGGGUGAAUAAGGCAGUCUUUUCUAAUCUUAGAAGUAAAUACAGUGCACAUUUUUUCAUAACAUGCUUUGUAAAACUGUUGGUGCAAUGCAGUGUUCAAUAGUGUAUACAGCAAUGUGGAGCUUGUUUAUGUCUUCAAACUGACGCGGUUCCAUUCGGUUUCUCUGAUGCCAACUUAUAAAUAAACUAUCGUCAGUUGCGGCCCUGUCUGAAACAGCACAGCUCAUCAGAGGACAACAUUUAAUCCAACAACAAAAAUUAACAAGCCACUAAAACCUGACUGGAGUUUUUUUGUCAGGCUAUAAAUUAGCCAAGCUGCUACAGGACUCUGAUAAUCAGAAGAGGAAGCUCGCUUCACAAGUGGAAGAGCUGAAGAAUCAACUCCAAAGUGCUGAGACUCUGUGUGCUUGCCUAGAAAAAAAGGCUGCUCAAGGGGCCGCCAAGCUGGAAGAACAGAAAACUCAAAUAGAGCACCUCCAAAGGCAGAUGAAGGAAAAGGAUACGACUUUGCAGAGUGCUAUGAGACACGGUAACAGACUUCUCAGUCAGAUCAACGUCAUGAUGGCACAGAAUACAUCAAUGAAACAGUCAACUGAAAAGGUAGAUCGGCUACAUCAACAGCUGGACAGGGUGACAAAUAAACUAAAACAUGAGAGAAGUCUGAAGAACAAGUACAUGAAUGCAGAGAAGAAAGCAAAGAAAGAGGUACGAAGGUUGCAAAAGAUCUGUGACACCUUGAAGCAGCAAAAGAAUAACAACAGGGAGCUACUAGCUAGUGCAGCUCUUCAACGAGAACACGGGCAAAUUCAACAUCAUCUCAACCAGGAGAACAGACUGCACGUGGAAAGCGCAUUAACAGAUGUGUUACUCAUCAGAGACCGGAGGGCCACGAGGGAACACCUAGAACAGCAAGAAUGUGAGCGCCUAGCCCAGCAAAAUGACACCUUGGAGAAGGAGCAGUCACUUAUCAGAGAGGUGGAGAGACUAAGAUCACAAAACAAAGAGCUGAUUGCAGCCAGCCUCACAGUUAACACUGCUGAGAUGAACAUGAAGGUUUCAGAGCAGGAGGAACACCUUGUCCCCGAAUCACAGGCCGUCAAGCUCCUGGGGGAAGCUGCUGGUCCAUUAGAAAAUCUCCCAGGAAAAACAAAUAAGAAUACAUUGUGGAAAAGAUUCCUCAUGGCUGUGGGCCUCAAACAGAAAAAGAAAGCCCCAGAGUCCGCCGAAAAAUGAGAUUAGAUCUUGAAUAUCAAGAUCUUGAAUAAAAUGCUAAUAUAGAAUCCUGCUAUACGAGUUAUAUUUUUUUUUUCAAAUUUAUUAAGAGGUCCUACAGUCAAUACUAAAUGCUUCCAAACCUAUCUUUUCAAAUUGCUCCUUCAUACAGAUGAGUCUCACGAUUUCUGCUUAAACAGAGCAGUUGAUUUCAUUUAAGAAUUGCAUACAUGUAUUUUUUAAGCUUAUAUUACAUAUUUGUAGGUUUAAUUAACAAUCAGCUGAUUAGACACAUUUUAAACAGAUUUUAAAAUGAUCACUUCUAGUUUAGUCAGGUCUUCUAUGUAUUAGUUAU